AUGGAGCAGAGAGACGAACAGGACGUGCCGCCACGAGAGUCCGACAACACGGCCGGGAGAGGACCGCGGCGCUACUUUGUGAUCAAAUGCAGCGGCGCAGGCAGCUUGCACAGAUCCAUGGCCACAGGGCAGUGGGCCACCCCCUGGCGCAAGACUCCUCCGCAGCCACAUCACCUCCUUCAACAGGCCUAUGCCGAGGCCGAGGAGGUGGUACUGCUCUUCUCUGUGGCGGGGACCAAGUCGUGGAAGGGCUAUGCUGUCAUGACCAGUGCCACUGGCGAUGCAGCCAGUGGCGAUGGCGACCCCUCUGCCUUUCCUGCUUUCUCGGGGCUCGCCGACGAGGUGCAGGCGCUGGACAGGCUGGCGCCGCCGAUCGGGGUGCGGUGGGUGCGCCACUUUCCGGACGUCGUGCAGCAGGGCUUGCCCUUCGCCCGCACCGCCGCGCUACUCAACCAGCUCGAUGGCGGCCAGACCGUCAACCUGUCGCGCAACUGUCAGGAAGUAAGCACCACCGAAGCCGAGGAGUUGUGCGCGUUGCUGGACGAGGCUGUGGCCGUCGAAGAGCGCAAGGCAGCCGAGGCUCUCCGGCAGAGGGAAGAGGAAAAGGCCAAGCAGACCCACUUCUUUGUAGUCUCUGAGGACACAGCGCACAGCACGCGAUGGGCCGGCUUCGUCGAGGAGGUGUCCAAAGUGGGCACGCUGCUCUAUGCGGGCCACAUCGGGAGCCGCAGCUACAACCUCCACACGGCCCAGAGCGACGUCGACAUGUUGGCCAUCGCCGCCUAUCCCACAGAGCAGAUCCUCUCUUUCGUGCCGCCCAAGCACACGAUCAAGAACGCCGAGGGCUUCGAGCCGGAUUUCACUCUGCACGAAGUGGCCUACUUCUGCCACCUCCUUCUCCAUGGGGAUGCCCGCAUGGUGGAGGCCCUCUUCCAGGACGAGCACGCGGUCGUGUGCCAGAGCGAAGAGUUCGCGGUCCUGCGGAAGAAUCGCGAUCUGUUCCUCACCAAGCAGGUGCUGGACAAGUACCUGGGCGAGGCCACCGGCAGCAAGGGCAUCCCGCGGCUUCUUAAGAUGCACCAAACUCUCAAGCCCGGCGACCAAGAGGGUGCGCUGUGGCUUUGUAAAAAGUGGUACAUUGUACACCGCCUUCUUGUGCAGGCUCGGCAGCUGGUGAGCGGCCAGGGGCUGACACUGUGGCUCGACGACGCGUCCGAGGACCGCCAGUUUUUGCUCAACGUGCGACAGGGCCUCUUUGAGCCCCACGACCUCCUCGCCCGUGCGCAGCUGGCGCUGGACGAGAUAAGACGGAGCGCUGCGGCGAGCGACUGCCCGCUUCCAGCCGAGGUCUCGCCCGCGGGCAAGGCCCUGGUGCAGGAUUGGCUGCUCAAACUGCGACUGUCCCGCGUGCCUCCCGUGCCCUCCGAGGCCGCCGCUGGGCUGCCCGAGCUGGGACUCGAUGCGGCCACCACGGGUCCCAUUCUCCUCCUGACCCGACGGGACAACACAUACUUUGGCGUUCAUGCGACACCACCGCGGCUCUUACUGGCCGACCACGCCGUCCGCUCCAGUGCAACCGUCAAAACUCUUUCGGCGGAAGCAGCCGGAGGCGACAAGGUGGAUUGCCAGCUCUAUGACGUCAGCAAGUUCGCUGAGAUGCUGCAGGCCGGCAGUCCCACCUGCCUGGAGGCGCUCUUCCCGGACAGGAGCGGCCCCGCCUCCUCUUCCUCGUUGAGCUACCUCUACGAGAGCCCGCAGUGGCUCGAGCUCAAGCGGGUCCGGGACCAGCUAGUGACCCCGCAUGCCCUGCGGCGGCUGGUGGGCUAUCUCGACGGGCAGCUGCGCCAGCUCCGCAAGAAGAAGGGCAAGAACUGGCAGAGGCAGAAGCAGAAGCCACAAAGCGCAGACGUCGCUGGACCAGAGGAGCCCGUGCCUGCCGAGUUCUGGCGGCUGCUGGCACUACUGGACAGCCUUCUUCUGGACGCUCGCGAGACCAGUUGUGAUGCCCCACCGGUGGCUGCGGCGGCAAGUGGAAGCCCGGCCGACGCACAAGCGGCCUUGUCGGUGCUGGCCGCCAAGUGUGAGCUGGUGGAGGACCGACCAGGCACUGAUGAUGCCGUGAACCUCACCUUGCACCACUGGGUGGUCAACGGUCCCGCCGCCGCCGAGAAGCGCGCCUGCAGAAACUCCUCGGCCUCCUCCAUUCGCUUCACCAGCGUGCGGUUGGCGUCGUCGCCCUCCACGCUCUCCAGCGCACACUCCUCCCAGCAGCAGUCGUGGAAGCUGAUGGUCGUCUUGUCGCCCGCCGCCGACGCCAGGGUGUAG
Messenger RNA from Acanthamoeba castellanii str. Neff, 2325 nucleotides. RefSeq lists its product as uncharacterized. Lineage: Eukaryota; Discosea; Longamoebia; Acanthamoebidae. The transcript has 15 exons. Gene Ontology annotation, molecular function: RNA binding. The coding region runs from base 1 to 2325 and encodes 774 amino acids. The record is from RefSeq and is a predicted model, not a curated record.